Molecule: messenger RNA, 684 nt
Organism: Temnothorax curvispinosus
Lineage: Eukaryota; Metazoa; Arthropoda; Insecta; Hymenoptera; Formicidae
Product: corepressor interacting with RBPJ 1-like
Exons: 4
Coding region: 137-601 (154 amino acids)
Biological process (GO): negative regulation of DNA-templated transcription
Molecular function (GO): DNA binding
Source: RefSeq, a predicted model, not a curated record
UGCUCGUACAGCAGCAGGUGACAAUAACAAAAACGUAAAUCUUGAUGACAUUAAUAAACCUCCGCUCCCGGGAUUUAUCCGUAAAGAUGGCAAUGAAGAAAAGGUACACUGUGGCCAGAAUAUUUGGAUUUGUAAGAUGACUUAUGACAAUGCCGUAUUUAAUGCACGUUCAGACGGGAUGUUCGUAAAAAAUAUGGCUCUCGCUAUUUUUGGGGAUAAGGAACUGAAAGAAUCGAGCGUAACAGGUGCACCAUCCAAUCGCACCAAGAGUGAUCCGAAGCCCUCGCUGAAUCCCACAAAGGCACUUGCUGUUCGCGAUAUAUUCAGGUACUUUUUGGAGUCAUAUCGUCGCUAUGAUAAGGACAAGAUUGAAGAGUUGGUAGGGGAUUACCAAACGUUUAUAAGACAAAAAAUCUCUGACAUGAACAGAGUCACCAAACGCGUCGUGAAGACGACAAACAAAAAAGGACCAAAAAAUAAGAGCGCACCUCCAGAUAACUGUGACAAAAAUCGUAGCAACAGCAACAGCAGCAGCAGCAGCAGCAACAGCAGCAGUAGCAGUUCUAGCAGUGACAACAGCGAUGACAACAGCGAUGACUGAUUUGUCAUUUUCCCCUUUUUCCCUUUUUUUCCCCUUUUUCUAUAUUAGUAGAAUAUAUAUAUUCUACCUAUAUAGAAAUUUAA